AAGCGAAUUCGACACAUUUAAAACAUGUUUAAUGAAAGCUGCUAUGAAAAAUAAUACAAAGUUAUAAGGAGUAGAAUUAUCUUAAUUUGUAGCUUUAAACUACUUAAUUAAUACUUAUCCUUUGUGAGGUGUUCAAUUUCUACUUUAAGCAUGGAUACAUUGUCAUUCAAGAAACAUUGUUUAGUAGCCUUUUUGGUUAGAACAACUCUAAUGGUUUAUUCCAACUUUCAUGAUGAGACUUUUAAUGUUCCAUACACUGAUGUUGACUAUAAAGUGUUUACCGAUGCAGCAAGACACAUGGUAGAAGGAAGAUCUCCAUUUGAACGCGAUACUUAUCGCUACACACCAUUACUCGCAUUGCUCCUGACACCAAAUAUUUUCAUACACAAGGAUUUUGGUAAAACAUUAUUCUCUUUUAUUGAUAUAUUGAUAGCAGUUCUGAUAAAAAGAAUUCUGUCAUUGCAAAAUUGUGACGAGAGAAAAAAACACAUUUGUGCUUUGAUAUGGUUAUAUAAUCCUUUCACAAUUAUUAUUUCAACCAGGGGAAAUGCAGAUUCUGUAGCUGUUCUUUUAGUUAUGUUGACAUUAGAUUUAUUUCUACGAGAUAAAUAUAUGUUAACUGGCUUAUUGCAUGCCAUGUCAGUUCAUUUUAGACUAUACCCUAUUGCAUUUAGUCUACCAAUGUAUUUAUCUCUUAGUAAAAAAAAUCUAAUGCCAAACAGAAAUCAGUGGAAACUGGUAUUAAGUUGUGUAUUUUUCGUGGUUCUUUUGACUAUCAUAAAUUAUUAUUUCUUUGGGUAUAAGUACCUUUAUGAAAGUUUUAUUUACCACUUGAUCAGGAAAGAUACGAAACACAAUUUUUCUGUUUAUUUUUACAUGCUGUAUUUAUCUGCAAACCAACCACCUGGUAUCAUUGAAAAAGCUUGUACAUUUUUACCACAAUUGGUAUUGCUACUGACACUGUCAUAUGCAUAUUCAAGAAAGUCUGAUUUGCCAUUUGCAAUGUUUACACAAGCCAUGGUAAUGGUAACAUACAAUCCAGUAGUAACAUCCCAAUACUUUUUCUGGUUCUUAUCUCUUGUACCAUUGUGUAUUCCAAGAUUUGGAGUAAGUAUUAAGAGAUCGACGAGUUUAUGUUUGGCUUGGUUUCUGAGUCAAGGUCUUUGGUUGUUAGCCGCUUAUUUGUUAGAAUUUCAGGGACUAAAUACUUUUACGUAUAUUUGGCUUUCUGGUUUAUUAUUUUUUUUUGUAAAUGUUAAAAUCUUAAAUGACCUUAUUGCGUAUUAUAAGUACUAGAGGAAUACUGCGUAGAGUUUAAUAUUUUUAUUAACUCUCCACCAGCGGACAUCGGGUUGCUCGUGAUCCAAAAUUGACCAUGGGUUAAUAGUUUAUUUUUAAAAUAAGUUUAUCAUCGUCAGCGUUUGUAUGUACAAUCACUAUUAUUCCUUAGAUGAAGUAUACGUAAUGAAUUGAUUGUAACCAAGUUUUGCGAUAGAUAAUUAAAUAAACUUUAGUGAAAACAACGUGAACACCUAUUCGUAAUGCACAUUAAACUGCUUUAAUUAGAGAACUGAACAGAUCUCUGAUCCUUUCGUAACUUUUCCGAGCCGUACACCCUACGACGUUCAUCGGGAUAAAGAACAGCGUCAGGGAUAAUAAAUCGACAGAGUUCAAUGAUUCUUAAUUUUAUUCUUGCAGGAAUACAAAAUACUUAUUUACAGAUGGUUUCGUAAAGUAAUAGUGGUAGAUUCUUAAAAGGAAUGUAGAUAUAGUAAUAAUAAUACAAUAAUAGUAAAUCUUAAUGUAGUAAUCUAGAUCAAUUGUGAGCAAGAGCAUCCUUUGGAUCAUCUUCAGAAAUAUUUCUCGUCGUUUACUUCUAAGCUGCUAAUGUUGAUAUUAAUUAUUAUUGGAACAGUCCUCGUCAAAAGUAUACGAGAAUGCUUCUCACAAUUUCUGACGACACCACUCGAACGUAUAGUAACUUGGUGUAACGAGUAUAAAAAAAUACGGUAUAUCAAUAUCUUUCGUCGUGAGACUCGAAUGUCGAAUCGCGACCCAAAGAAAUGUUGGUUGGUUCGUCUAUGAAACAUCCGGCAUGAUCUAUGUGUGAUCGCGUCGAGAACACCCCGAAAAACAAAGAAAACGGAAAAGAAAUCAACGACGUGACACGAAAUGGCCCAAUCGAUAGAUGAGUGAAACAAGGGUUGGGCUGGGAGGAAGUGGAGUGGGGUGGUUCAGAAGA
Molecule: messenger RNA, 2242 nt
Organism: Nomia melanderi (Alkali bee)
Lineage: Eukaryota; Metazoa; Arthropoda; Insecta; Hymenoptera; Halictidae
Source: RefSeq, a predicted model, not a curated record